Molecule: messenger RNA, 1915 nt
Organism: Danaus plexippus (monarch butterfly)
Lineage: Eukaryota; Metazoa; Arthropoda; Insecta; Lepidoptera; Nymphalidae
Product: lysosomal Pro-X carboxypeptidase
Exons: 8
Coding region: 84-1487 (467 amino acids)
Biological process (GO): proteolysis
Molecular function (GO): dipeptidyl-peptidase activity; serine-type exopeptidase activity
Source: RefSeq, a predicted model, not a curated record
CCGGCGUCCGGCGCAUCGUCCGUUAAUACUUAAUCGUCGGUUCAUUAUUGUAUCGUGAAACAUCGACGAGUGAACACGACAUAAUGUUCAGAGUAAUAUCGCUUGUAUUGUUCAUAAAUUAUGUGACCUGUGACUACAAGUUCGAGACGAAAUGGUUCAAUGUGCCCCUGGAUCACUUCGGAUUCCAGAGAAACGAAACUUUCAACAUAAAAUAUCUGAUCAACGAGGAGUAUUGGGACAAGGGAGGCGGACCGAUAUUCUUCUAUACAGGAAAUGAGGGACAAAUUGAGGUGUUCGCGAAACACACCGGCUUUAUGUGGGACAUCGCUGAGGAAUUUAAAGCGAAAUUGGUAUUUGCAGAACAUAGAUACUAUGGUCAAUCAAUGCCCUUCGGUAAUAAGUCACUGGACAACGAGCACAUUGGCUACUUGACAUCCGAACAGGCGUUAGCUGAUUACGCAGACCUCAUAAACUAUCUACAGGGAAACAAACAGAGACCGACAUACCCCGUCAUUGCUUUUGGAGGAUCUUACGGUGGAAUGCUCUCCGCCUACAUACGCAUCAAGUACCCCCACCUGGUGACGGGCGCCAUAGCCGCCUCGGCCCCGAUCCACAUGUACCCCGGGAUGGUGCCGUGCGAAGUGUUCCACAGGAUUGUGACUUCCAGCUUCAAAAUAGCGGAUGAAAAAUGCGUUAAAAAUAUAAGAAGCUCGUGGGGUGUUCUUAGGAAAUUUCUCGAAAGUCAAAACAAUACCGAUUGGCUUCACAAGAACUGGAACCUGUGCGAGCCCGUGAAGCCUGCGGAUGUGAACACCUUGAUGGAGUUCCUCCAGUCGAUGUACGAAACCCUCGCGAUGGUGAACUAUCCCUUCCCGUCGGACUUCCUGCUGCCCCUGCCCGCGCAGCCGGUGCGAGUAGUGUGUCAGUACUUGAACGAGACCCUCAGUGGACAAAAACUCAUUGAGGCUAUUGGUAAGGUGAUCAAAGUGUACAGCAACUAUGAUGGCAAAGCCCCCUGUGUCGACUACAAGAAGGGAGACGACUUCGGCAAUCUUGACGCUAGUGGAUGGGACUAUCAGGCGUGCACAGAGAUGAUAAUGCCGAUGUGCACUACCGGAAACCAAGAUAUGUUCGAGCCCUCCCCUUGGAACUUCACCAAAUACGCUGAAGACUGUCACAGGAAAUACAACGUGUACCCGCGACAGGAGGCGGCUCGGAUACAGUACGGAGGAGACAGGCUUCGAGCGGCGACCAAUAUUGUGUUCAGUAAUGGACUGCUGGAUCCCUGGGCGGGAGGCGGCAUCCUGAAUAGUAUCAGUAAUUCAGUGAAGGCAGUUGUUAUCAUCGACGCGGCCCAUCACCUUGACCUGAUGCCUUCCAACCCAGCUGAUCCCAAUUCAGUAAAACUCGCCAGAAACAUACACAAACAGAACAUAGACAAAUGGAUACGAGAGUUCCGCACGGAACGCUCCGACAGACACCAUUAGACAAUGCAACAUAGUUUGCCCGCCAUUACUUUUAAUAAAAUCGGAAUAAAACAAAUUAUAAUAAGUAAAGAAACAAAAAAUUGUACAAUUGGCAGUUUCACUUGUUCCUAAUAAAAUAUCUGCUAUAUGUUUGCAUUUUACCAAUAUCCUAGACACAAAGGUUCCAGAUAAAAUAAAAUAUUAAAUAUCAACAAACGUAAAAUUUUAUCCAGGUUAUUAGUUAUUUAGGUCUUAUAAACAACUUGUGAAGCGGACAUUUUGUUAAUACAAAAAUAAGUGAAAGUUUUAAUACACAAAGAUUACAAAAAGAAGUACAUGAUUUCUUGAACUAAAUGGUAUUGUUUUUAUAAUAUCUUAUACAAAAUGUGGACACAUCAAAAGAAAAUGCCAAUGGUGACAACGAUUUAAUAAAUAUUUGGAACUUGAAA